CUAGCCUUUUGAUGAGUUUGUUCAUCACAAACUUUUGAUUCAUUGAAAACCCUUUUCCUGUUGUUUAAUAAUUGAGGGUGUUAGAAGAUUAUUAGAUCUAUCAAUUUUGUUCAUUAAAACUGAUAAGUAUUUCAAAUUGUAGGAAAACUCUGGCCCUAAGAUAUCUGAUUGAUUUGAUUGAUUACACUUGGUUUGCAAUAUUUAUAUAUUAAUUUUGUGAUUAAGGUUUCAUUAUUCAUUGUUGUAAUGGGAACUUUGCUGCUGGGCCAAAUUAAGAAGCAGGCAUCUUCUUUUCUUCAAGAGAAAUACAGAAGUGCUAGGCUGGUCUUAACCGAUGUUACUCAAGCUGAACUUUUGGCUGAGGAAGCAACAAAUGGUGACCCAUGUAGCCCAGAUACUAGAAUAAUGAAUAAAAUAGCUGAGGCUUCUUUUGGGAUUGAUGAUUUUUGGAGAAUUGUUGAUAUUCUUCAUCGGAAGUUCUACAACGUUGAUUGGAAGCAAUGGAGGCAAUCCUACAAAUCUUUGAUAGUUCUUGAGUUCUUACUAACACAUGGUCCCGAAGAUUUUGCCAGAGAAUUUCAAUGUGAUGUAGAUGUUAUCCAAGAGUUGGGAUCGUUUCAGUACACAGAUGAGAGAGGGUUCGAUUGGGGGCUUAAAAUGCAAAAGAAAUCAGAUGAGGUACUUAAACUUCUAGGUGAAGGACCGACAUUGAAACAAGCUCGUCUCAAAGCUCUCAAAAUAACAAAAGAAAUCCAAGGUUUUGGAAACCCAAUUUCUUCGCCUAAUUCCGCGUUAUCUCCUCCGGGAUCAUCAACCUCUACAUCCUCAAGAACUUCAUCUUUUGGUUCAUUUUCUACAUUAUUCAAUAACAAUCAUGAUCACAUGAGUAAUGACCUUCCAAUUAAACUAGUUUCACCCAAAAAGGAACCAGCUGCGGAGAGGUAUCCAGAAGGUGUAAUUAGAGAUAAUGUCAAUGAGAAAGAUCAUUGUUUGUGGACACCACUUUCAAAGAAUGGAAAUGUUGAAGGAAAACACUUAUGGACUUGUCCUCAAAGUGAAGAAAAAGGUUCUUUACUUAAAGGAGAAGAUGAUGAUCAUGAUCAUGGUGCAUAUGAGAAUAUUACUAAUAAUUUGGUUAGUAAAAAUAUGUACACGAGGAUUGAUAGAGUUAGAAAUCCAGGAAGUCAUGGAUUCAAAAGCAUUUCUGAUGUUGGAAAGAGGAUGAAGAAGAAGAUUGAUCGACAAUUUUCACUUUGGUAUUAAUUAAGUGUUAAAAACUAUUUUGGUCCAUUUUGGUUGUGAAAUCAUGUUAAUAUUGUACAAGUAAUUAAUCUUAAUUAUCUUAUAUAUAUGACAAAGUUUGUUGUU
This is a messenger RNA of Ziziphus jujuba (common jujube), 1368 nucleotides long. RefSeq names its product epsin-3. Gene Ontology annotation, biological process: endocytosis. The transcript is spliced from 4 exons. Gene Ontology annotation, molecular function: clathrin binding; phospholipid binding. NCBI's taxonomy places the organism in Eukaryota, Viridiplantae, Streptophyta, Magnoliopsida, Rosales, Rhamnaceae. Gene Ontology annotation, cellular component: endosome; clathrin vesicle coat; plasma membrane. The record is from RefSeq and is a predicted model, not a curated record. The coding region runs from base 247 to 1263 and encodes 338 amino acids.